Coregonus sp. 'balchen' is the source of this 6301-nucleotide messenger RNA. NCBI's taxonomy places the organism in Eukaryota, Metazoa, Chordata, Actinopteri, Salmoniformes, Salmonidae. The record is from the annotation of a GenBank genome assembly.
AUGGUGAUGUGUUGGUGUGAUAAUCACUGGCAGCAGAAAUAGAUUCUAGGGUGCUGGUAGAACAUCACACCCUGCUGCUCUAGGUGUGACGAUCAGGUUCAGCCCACAGUGAGAGGCACACACACACACACACGCACGCAAGCAUUCACGCACACACAAACACGCACAAACCUACAAUAAUGUGAGGGUUGCGUAAGUGUCGGAAGUCAGAUCUGUUUAAUGAAGUGUGAUGUGUGUCUAAUUGGAGCAUUGUGACUCAGCCUGCUCUCUGGGAUUAUAUCACUUCUAUGACAUCAUGCCUUUAGACAGUUUGAUUUGAAAGUACAACUUUACUAUUUACUAAAUCUCUAUGGCCCUGAAGUUUUGUUAUUCAUAGUGUAUUAAAUAUUCUGUACAUUAUUUCACGUACAUGGUGAACGAGCGCAUAUACACACCGAACACACACACACACACACGCAAAAACACACUCACAUACCAGGGUUUCCGUUAGGGAAAUGUGGCGCUGGACAUUUGCCGGCAGCAUUUUAAUUUAUCUGACAUUUGAGAAAUUUACCCGAUCCAUAUGCAUUGGGUGCGUAACCUGAUUAGGGCAUCCAGCAACGGUGCUCAGAAUGACAGAAAUCACAUUUAGAUUAUGGUCAUUCAUAUUAACACAACAUGCAAGUCGAGGAUGUAACGAUGUGACAACAAGACGUGUAAUGAACAGCAAAAUCAUUAGCCUAUGUCAAUCUACUAUCCCCCAUAGUAGAAAAGCUUACCUAUUUUAUUGGUCAGCUUGUCAAAAAAGAAAUAGGAUAUUCCAAACAGACUCUGGGACAGUAGAUUCAUACAACCGGUAGGCCUACGCUACAUCCAAAAAAACGUUAAAAAGCAUUGAGGCAGAUGCAUCAGAUCAGCACGUUUAGCUUAGAAUCUUGAUAAACUAUUAUUUCUUAACAUUAAAAGCGCAGCAAUGCUCACAAGGCAGUAGGCUAGGCUGCGUGCGAAUUUUCAUUCAAUUAGUGUGAAAACAGUGUCAAAAGCGCACCGCAUGCCAACGGUUUCAUGUGACAGAGAUGAAAAUAUCCGUUAGAAAUUCAGAAAGAGGUUAGAUCUAAUAUGCAACAACUAGCAUGGGUUGCUAAUAUGACUAGGAUUAUGCCUUUGUCUACUAGACAACGAAAUAAAGUUGAUACAGUAUAAAAUAAUUGCCUCCACGGUCUGAUUUUGGCUAGGAAAUUAAGUAUGUUUUGAAAAUGAAUACUGCAUCCAGCUCAUUGCAAAGUGGUGUGUGACGCGCUGAUAUGACGCCUGCUUUCAGUUGUCUAUGCAUUUGCUGUUUGAGAUGCAGACAGAUUUUCCGCUCAAAGGCUCUGUAUCUGUAUGCUGUACGUGUGUGAUAAAUAAGAUAUACAACGAAUAUACUGUACACAAGUGGCAAUUUAAUAACACUAAAUUAUGCAAAUUAACAUGGAGCCAAUUUAAUUCCACUAAAUUAUGCAAAUUAACAUGGAGCCAAUUUAAUUCCACUAAAUUAUGUCAAUUAACCUAUAAGCAGAUAAGCAGGACCAGUCAAAUGUAUUUCCAUCAACUUAUCUCCAUUAAUGAAUAGGCUAAAAAGCAUUAUUUCGAAAUGGGCGCCAAUUUUAUUAAUGGGCUUUAAAAAAAUAAUGCCAAAAGCCAGCUAUUAGGCCUACUGGCUAACUGAAACCCUGACACACACGCACACACAGACACAGGGGCUGUGUGACCUGGUGGGCUGACUGGGCUUCUUUUCUGAGGUGUAUGGGGUUUUAGUGGAGAGUUGCAGCAUGCAUAAUGAGGUUUGGGCCUACACUCCUGGGUGAUGAGUUUAGCAUACACAGCUGAGACAGAAUGAGACAUCGCUCUCUCCUCUCUCUCUCUCUCUCUCUCUCUCUCUCUCUCUCUCCUUUCUUUCCACUCUCUCUCUCUCCUCUCUCUGCUCUCUCUCAUUUCUCUCUCCCCUCUCUCUCCCCUAUCUCCUCUCUCCCCCUCUCUCUCCCCUCUCUCUCCUCUCUCUCUCCUCUCUCUCUCCCCUCUCUCUCCUCUCUCUCCUUUCUCUCCCCUCUCCUCUCUCCCUCCUCUCUCCCCUCCGCUCCCCUCUCCCCAUCUCUCCCCCCUCCUCCUCUCUCUCUCUCCUCUCUCUCCUCUCUCUCCUCUCUCUCCUCUCUCGCUCCGCCCCUCUGUCUCCUUUCCUCUCUCCCCCCUCUCUCCUUUCCUCUCUCCCCCCGUCCUUCCUUUGCCCUCGCUUUCCCCUCUCCCCUCUAUCCUUUCUCUCUCCUUUCUCUCUCUCCUCUCUCUCCUCUCGCUCUCCUCUCUCGUUUCAUUCCCUUCCUCCCUCCUGUCUUUCAUCUUGUCAUGCAUGUCGCUCAGCAGUGUUGUUAAAUAUUCAAAACAGAGUGUGUGUGUGCGUGUGUCCAUGUGUGUGUGUGUUGGCAUGCGUGUGUGCAUGUGUGUGCGUGUGUUGUGGUGUGAAAGCAGUGAGUUCCCUGUUUUUACCAAUUUGACUUCAGAUUCUGAUGUUUCUCCAUGUUUCUCCAAACAUCACAUUUCGAAGUUGCUCCAAACGUCGAAUUUCGAAGUGUUUUUGACACCAUGGGUUGCUCUUCCUGCUAAUUCCGAAUGGUUAAGUUAAGGGUUAAGGUUUGGGAAAAAAUAUAUAAAAAUGAGUGUGCUGGAUUGAACACACGACCUUCGGAUUCGGAGUCAUGGGACUACGCCCGUCCGACACCCUCAUCCACAACGCCCUAGCAAAACCCAAGCCUACUUGAUGGUAAUAGCAAAAACGCCGGCCUGGUCUACUUGGUCUGUUUUGCAAGCAUACCCGGAAGUCUCGCGAUGUUGCACAUCUGGGUUUAGAAACUCUGGUAAUAGCGCUCACUGUUGCUCCUAGUGGCCGGUUUUUAAUGCAUUUCCCGACGUCCAAUUUCGAAGUCAAUCUUGAGCGAUCUGGCUGGUGAGAGAGGGUCUAAUGGCAUUGUUCCACUCUGUUAAUCAGAGGUCUGGCUGUGAUGUCCAUUCAGUCGUGAAAGUGCUUACACGUCAGGAACCAUCAGCCAAUGAGGUCACAGGGGAUUGGGCCAGUGGGGCGGAGCAGUAGACAAUGUUAUGUGUGUAUCUGCGCCUUGGAUACACUCUAGAACUCUAGGAUUUUUUUCUAAACGUUAACGAUCCCAAUUUUGUUUAAACGUUCACGCCUCUGUUAGAAACAUAUUCCUGCUGUUCACAAUGUCCCGACUGCUGGCUCUUUGUUCUCUCUCUGCUGGCUCUGUGGGAACCGGAAGUCUCACUCUGCCACCUCUCAUAUUCACUUAUUCCCUCUCCACUCUCUCCCUCGCUCCAUUCCUCCCCUACACAAUCACUCGCUUCUCUACUGCCACAGCAGCAUGCCUUACAGAGCAGAGACGUCAUUUCUUUCUUUCUCUCGCUCUCCAGCUCGAACCCAGUGUGUAUUAAAACUGUCAGAAACACAGCCAGGGGUCAGCUUCCAUUAGUCUGAAAAGGUCACAAGGCUCAUGUUUUUCCAUAUCUAAAUCAAAUAAAAUCAAAUUUUAUUUGUCACAUACACGUGUUUAGCAGAUGUUAUUGCGGGUGUAGUGAAAUGCUUGUGCUUCUAGCUCCGACAGUGCAGUAAUAUCUAACAAGUAAUAUCUAACAAUUUCACAACAUAUACCCAACACACACGAAUUUAAGAAUAUAUACAUAUAUGGACAAGCAAUGACAGAGCGGCAUGGACUAAGAUACAGUAGAAUAUUAUAGAAUACAGUAUAUACAUAUGAGAUGGGUAAUGCAAUAUAUGUAAACAUUAUUAAAGUGACCAGUGUUCCAUUUCUUAAAGUGGCCAGUGAUUUCAAUAGGCAGCAGCAGCCUCUAAUGUGCUAGUGAUGGCUAUUUAACAGUCUGAUGGCCUUGAGAUAGAAGCUGUUUUUCAUUCUCUCGGUCCCAGCUUUGAUGCACCUGUACUGACCUCGCCUUCUGGAUGAUAGCGGGGUGAACAGGCAGUGGCUCGGGUGGUUGAUGUCCUUGAUGAUCUUUUUGGCCUUCCUGUGACAUCGGGUGCUGUAGGUAUCUUGGAGGGCGGGUAGUUUGCCCCCCGGUAAUGCGUUCGGCAGACCGCGCCACCCUCUGGACAGCCUAUACUGGAUCAUGUGGUACUACUGAUCAUGGUAGAGGGUGAAAGGGUUUAGUUUACUCACUACCGAGACAGACAGACAGACAGACAGACAGACAGACAGACAGACAGACAGACAGACAGACAGACAGACAGACAGAGAGCCAUACUGACUGUAUCCUUGGAUUAAUUGGGUUUAGGGCCAUUGAUGAUGUAACUUUUACCUUAUAUGUAAAUGGUUUAAUUUUAGAGUUGGAUUGGCCUCCUCCUCUCUCUGUGCUGUGUGCUCUUUGUACGCACUUACCUCCAUGCACGUACACACCGGGCACACAUACACACGUCAUAUUCCUUGUUUCACAUGGCGUAAUUAACAUCACUAUGGAUACAGGCACUACAGUACAUCAGUUCACUCGUCAGGGAGAGAGACAUGAGGGAGAGUUGGAGGGAGGGGGAGAGAAGUGUGUUUCUACAGAAACUGACAUGGUUGAUAGAGUUGCUAGCGAUCAUGUGUGGUCGAGCAGAUAUUCAAAGCCUUUCCUAAUUUGACGCCACUCACUAACCCUGUGCAUAAUAACUACUUCCACUGGGUGAGAGAGGUAGAGAGAUGGAUUCAUUUCCUCAGAUUCACUUACAGAGCAUUGGAAGGACUAUGUAGGAAUAUAAACUGUAUUUAUUGGAAUAGUUUAGUUUACUGUUGUUUUUCUUUGUUUGUCCUAGUCUUCUUAUCUUCUGUCUCUGCUCCAUCGUCUCUCUCUCUCUCCCCCUCUCUCCUCUCUCUCUCGUCUCUCCUGCUCGGCUUCUCGUCCUUUCGUCUAUCCUUGCAUUCAGCUCGUCUCUCUCCUACUCUUUCUCUCGUCUCGGCUUCUCUCUCUUCCUCUCUCUCUCUUCUCUUUUUUCUUUCUCUUCUUUCUCUUCUCUCUCUCUGUCUCUCCUCUCUUCUCUCUUUUUUUCUUUCUCUCUCUCUCUCUCUCCUCUCUCCUCUCUCUCUCUCUAUCUCUCUGUAAGUCUCUCUGUGUCUCUGUGUGUGUGUUGUAUCCCAGAGAGUAAACUCACUAACCUAUACCAGUUGUAACUGCUAACAGACAGCAAUCACCUUACAGACUUGUACCGGAAAGAAGAGGUCAUCACGGUAACGGCAGCGGGGGGAGCCAUCCAGAGCCCCCGCUUCCCUAACGCUUACCCCCGGAACCUGCAGUUGUCAUGGAAACUACUGUCGCCGCACAACACCCGCAUCGCCCUGGAGUUUGACUCCCACUUUGCACUGGAGGAACCAGAGAACGAAGUCUGCAGGUGAGAGAGGGAGGAGAGGAAAGAGAGGUAGAGAAAGAUGGAAGAGCCAGGGAGAGAGAGAUGGAAGAGCCAGGGAGAGAGAAAGAUGGAAGAGCCAGGGAGAGAGAAAGAUGGAAGAGCCAGGGAGAGAGAACGAUGGAAGAGCCAGGGAGAGAGAAAGAUGGAAGAGCCAGGGAGAGAGAAAGUUGGCUGAGUUUGUAACGGAUGAAAAGGGAGAGAGAGAAGGCUGGCAUCCCUCUGAUGGGGGUAUCGACAUCUAUGGUCUAAAGAAAGGAGGACUGGAGGAGGGAGAGCGAGGGUGGGAGGGAUGGAUGAAGGUUGCAGUCUUUGCAGUAAUGAAGAAUAUGUCCUUGAGGGUGAGAAGAGAGAAGAGACUUUUAAUCCCCAAACCAAAGGCAGCUGUCUUUGUAAGCACUUUAGACGAGAGAGAAACAGAGAGCGAGAGAAAGUGAGGGAGAGAUGAGGAAAGUGAAAGAGGAAGAGUAAAAGAGGGAGAGGGAGGUGACUCUGGGGAUUGGCUCUUCAACAAUUAUCCCUUUUCUAGUGAACAAUGAUGAUUAAUUGAUAUAUUAAUUGAUUAAUUAAAUCCAUUGAUUGACAGGUUAGUGACCCCCUCCUCUUCUCUCCCCCUUCCCUCCCAGGUAUGACUUUGUGGAGGUGGAGGACAUCUCAGAGACCAGUACUAUUAUCUGGGGGAGAUGGUGUGGUCAGAGAGUCCCCCCUCGCCUCACCUCCAAAACCAACACCCUCAAAGUCACCUUCAAGUCAGACGACUACUUUGUGGCCAAGCCUGGCUUCAAACUCCACUACUCUCUACUGGUGAGUGAACAUCGGGGUGUGACAGCAUCUCGUUCCACAAAGUUGGUGCUGAAACGUAAAGACCCAAAGCUGGUGUUAUAA